AUGGCAUCAGCAGCGGCUCUUGCACCUGCAGCGUCGACUAAAGACAUCAAUGGAUCUCAAAGCUAUCGUGAUUACAUGCGCCGCCACGAUACAGCAUCACGGCAACGUGCCGCGGGCGAGUGCGAAACACCAUCCGAGACCGAGGCCUUUCAUUCUGCUGCCAGAUAUCGCUGGAUGCUCCGGAACAAGCCGGAUUCGGCAAUCUUGAUCGGCAGAACCUACGCCCGCUGCCGCGACUACACCAGCCUCGGGCCAUCGCGACCCUCGCCAACUCAUGCCCAUCGUGACGUCACACCAACAAUCUCGCCCUUGCUCAACUACAUGCCCGCGUGGACGAAAUCAUCCUUCAUGGCUGCCGGCUUCCUCGGCAGUUCGAAAUUUCCCCAGUUUGCCUCUGCAGUUUUGGCCGAGUUCAUCGGACAGCAUGCCGCAAUCUCCUCGAGCCCUCACCCCUGCCAUACCUUAUCGCGCACACGGCGCCACGCAACGGGCGUUACGUGGCGGGCGACUUCCGUGGGACCGUCCAAACACGAACAACAAGUGGCCACUGGCCACGUAGGCCGUAAACGUCGUCAGAAAUUUCAAAGAAUGCUUUCCCCCGCCUGA
Messenger RNA from Ustilaginoidea virens, 606 nucleotides. RefSeq lists its product as uncharacterized. Lineage: Eukaryota; Fungi; Ascomycota; Sordariomycetes; Hypocreales; Clavicipitaceae. The transcript has a single exon. The coding region runs from base 1 to 606 and encodes 201 amino acids. The record is from RefSeq and is a predicted model, not a curated record.